This is a messenger RNA of Dentiscutata heterogama, 179 nucleotides long. Lineage: Eukaryota; Fungi; Glomeromycota; Glomeromycetes; Diversisporales; Gigasporaceae. The record is from the annotation of a GenBank genome assembly.
AGAAUAGUGAGAUAUAUCAUGACAAAAUCCUUGAUAAUAAAACUAAUGAAGCUAAUGAAAAUAAUCCUGAUAUGGAUUCUGGUGAUUCUGGUGAAAAUGAGGAGGAUUUUGAGGAUAAAGAAAAUGAUGAUGCAACGAUUGAAGAAAAUGAAGAUGUUCUUCUUUUUACAAUAGAUUAA